UAGUUAUUAAUAAUAGUAAAUCGGUUAAUAAUAGUCGCGUGGUUGUUUUACAUUGCAUGUUAAUUAUAAAGUUGGCCAGCAGCGCGGGCAGGCGAAUGUCCGUUUUGCCAGUCACACAGAGUCGCGCACAAGGCUGGCAGGCCAGUUAAGUGAACAUUAUUUUACCUUUUCGAUUAGCUCCCUGCACUCCACACGUAUUUGAGUAGAGCCUAAUUUUUGUUAAAUUCGCGGACUGUAACGCAUUGUGCGUGUUUCAAUCGUGGUUUGUGAUCGAAUUUGGAGGUCCGAAAGGAAAACGCUGCGAAAAUGAUGUAAAGGAAAACUCAAGUAGUCCAACUGUGCGUGUGUGUCCGUGCUGGUGUGUGGAAAUUAACGUAGUGUGAAGGAGAAAAGCGAAGGAAAAGCGACAAUUGCAAUCCAAGGCGAACAACAAAAGCAGCUGAAGGUUGCCCACAGCGCCACGCCCCCUCCGCCCCCGCCCUCGCCCCUUGGAGGACAAAUAUCGGGGAGUGCAAGGAAACGGCGCCGCCAUGGAGGAGAAGCGCAUCGCCGAUUACUUUGUGGUGGCCGGGAUGCCGGAGCACCCCCAGCUGCUGCAGGAGAACAGCUUCAACGACUCGGGAAGAUUACGGGCGGCCAGCACCAUCGAACCGAUCACGGACAUCGGCGUAUACUUCCCGCUGCUCGGCGAGGAGGUGCCCGAGGGAUUCGAGCUCCUCUCGCACACGCCUACGGGGCUGCAGGCGAACCUCAACCACGGAUCGGUCCGCACCACCGACUGCUACAUCUACUUCCGGCGGGGCACGGAUCGCCCUCCGCUUGUGGACAUAGGAGUCUUGUACGAUGGCCAUGAGCGGAUCAUGUCGGAUGCGGAAAUCGUGGCGGAGACGCCCGGCGGCCGUGUGGCCAACGUGAAUAACUCGUCGGCGAAGACCUUCCUCACGUACCGCCGAGCUCGGGCGGACAUGCCCUGCAACGAGCUGGUGGUUACCGAACUGUGCGUCAUCGUCCAGAGCAAGGGCGAGCGGGCUCCACACGCCUUCUGCCUGAUUUACAAGACCCUGAACAAGGGCUACGUGGGCAGUGACGUCUAUCUGUGCUACAAGAAGUCCAUGUACCGGCCGAAACACAUCAGCUACAAGCCGGAGAUCCUGCUGCGCUACCCCACCGUCGACCACACCGACUUUCCACUGAAUCUGUGUCCGAGCGUGCCGCUCUUCUGCCUGCCGAUGGGCGCUUCCCUGGAGGCCUGGCCGCACGUCAACGGAACGGAGAAGCGAAAGCCCAUCAGUCCGGUGUUCAGCACCUUUGUGUUGACGGUGAACGAUGGCACCUACAAGGUUUACGGAUCGGCGCUGACUUUUUACGAGGACUACGAUGAGUCACAGUUGUCGGUGGAGCAGAAGGAGCUGCUCGGUUGGAACGAGGAGUUCGGCGCCCAGCACUCGCUGCACAUGAUCAAGGCCAUCUGUCUGCUGUCGCACCAUCCCUUCGGCGACACCUUCGACAAAUGGCUCAAGUACCUCCAUCGCAUGGUGCUGUUUGGCGUUAAUAUUCCCAUUCCCGUGGAACGGUACAUCACCCAGCUGCUGGACGAGGUGCCGUUUCCGGCGCCCAGUAUCCACUUGCAGCUGUCCAGCGAGUCCAACGAUCGCAUCCUGCUCACCCAGCCGGAGGACUCCCCGCUGCCGCGGAGUGGCGCCGGCUUCCACAUGCUGCUCCAGAACCUGGGCACCGAUAACUGCCUGCAUGUGCUCCUGCUGGCCCUCACCGAACAGAAGAUACUCAUCCACUCACUCAGACCCGCUACGUUGACUGCUGUGGCCGAGGCCAUUGUCUCCUUGCUGUUUCCCUUCAAGUGGCAGUGUCCGUACAUCCCACUAUGCCCGCUGGGAUUGUCGGAAGUGCUCCAUGCCCCGUUGCCUUAUCUCAUUGGCGUAGACUCGCGCUUCUUCGAUCUGUAUGAACCGCCCACGGACGUUACCUGCAUCGACCUGGACACCAACAACAUCAGCCUAUGUGAGUCGCAGCGCCACUUGUCGCCCAAGCUGCUUCCAAAACGAGCAGCCCGCCUGCUCCGCCAGACCCUCACCGAACUGGAGAACGCCAAGCCCAUCAGCUACGACUCCACGAACAGUUUAGAUCGCGACAUUAGGAAGCGAAAGCGGGAGCUGGUGCUGGAGCAGCGCAUCCAGGAGGCCUUCCUGCUCUUCAUGGCUAGCAUUCUGCGCGGCUACAGGGACUUCCUGGUGCCCAUUUCCAAGGCACCCUCAGUGGGAGCCACCGAUCCAAGUGCUCUUUUCCAGCUGAAGGCCUUUUUGCGAUCGCGGGAUAAGUCACACCAGAAGUUCUUCGAGCUGAUGAUGAAGACCCAGAUGUUCAUCCGCUUCAUCGAGGAGCGCUCCUUCGUCUCCGACGGCGACCAUGGCCUGAGCUUCUUCGACGAGUGUGCAGAAAAGGUGGGCAACUACGACGAGACGCCCGCCCAGCUGCAUUUGGUGGACUGGGACACGGGCCAGAAUAGCGAGCGGACCAAGUACAUCUUUCCGCCGGACAGUGUGGCGCCGGCGGGAUCUCAAGCGGGCGGAGGAGGAGGAUUGGCCUACAACUACGAGAACUUCACGCUGCAGCCGGAGCUUUUGCAGAGCACGAAGAAGACGGCCCUAACGAAAUUCCUGCAAAUGCAGCUGAACGCAUCCCUCUCGCCUGGAUCACCGAUUGCCCGGCGCACCAAGCAUGAGAUCAAGCUUUCCCAGAAGAUGGCCAGCCGGUGUCAGCAGCAUCCGGAGGCAUGGUCCAAGUACCUGCUGGCCACCUGCUACUCGCUGUACUUCCUCAUCCUGCCCUCGAUGGUCUUGGAUACGAGGCACGCCGGCAAGGAGCCGGAGAUCCUGCGCGCCGCCUACGACGUCCUGGUGCGGGCCAGUCGCCUAAAGAUCACUUGCGACGAGUUCUGCUACAGGAUCAUGAUGCAGCUGUGCGGGAUACACAACCUGCCGGUGCUGGCCGUCCGCCUGCACUACCUGAUGAAGCGCUCGGGCGUGCAGGCCAAUGCGCUGACCUACGGCUUCUACAACCGCUGCGUCCUGGAGUCUCAGUGGCCGCAGGACAGUACCACGCUGAGCCAGAUCCGCUGGAACCGCAUUAAGAACGUGGUGCUGGGAGCGGCGCAGUUUCGUAAGGCUGGCAAGCAAAGGGCCGCCUCCAAGGUGAACAAAUCGUUAAGCGCGUCCCAGGACCAAAACCUCAGUACCUUGGAGACGGUAGACGGGCAGUCGCGCACCAGCUUGGCCUCCUCCUCCGGCGAUGGCGGUGGCCAUGGUGGCCUGCUCGACUUUGCCGCCUUCGAUCGGCUGAGGAACAAGUUGGGCAACAUUGUGCGGCAGACGGUGACGGGCGGCAACAACGAGGCCAUGGGGGAUGCGGUCAACAGCGCUGGCCUGCUCAUCCCUGGCGAACGGAGUGCCCCGAACACGCCGACCUAUGGCGGGGACACCGAGAUCCUGGCCAAGGCACUCCAGCAACAGCAGCCGCGCAAGCAGAUCAUGAGCAUUGGCGGUGGUGAUGACGACGACGAGGAUGAGGACGAGGACGACUACACGGCUGGAUCGCCAAGCACGCCGCAAAAGCAACUGGAGGCGGGCGCAGACGAGCUGGAGUACGCCGGCGGAGGUGAUUACGAGGCGGACGAGGAGGACGACGAUGAGGUCGACGAGCAUGUGGCCGCACAGCGGGCACGCCAGCGGGUGCAGAGUCCAACAAAAAUCUCGCCCCGCACGCCCGUGACCCAGAACGAUCCGCUGGGCGCUCUGAACGAGGAGGAGUCCACCGCCAGUGCCACACCCACACAGCAGGCGCAGCAGGAUCAGCAGCACUCGCAGUCGCAGAUCGACAGCAGCAUGUACACCGACAAGCCGAUCCUGUUCCGCGGCCAGAGGAGCGCCACCUUCGACGAGUCGACGCAGAUCGGGAAGAGCAUGCACCGCUCGGAGACGAUGCCGGUGGCUAGCAGCGGGGUGACCAACAGCCUGGCCAACAUCGGAUCCUCGCUGAAGUUCACGUUCGGACGUUAUUCACCCGCACGAUUGUCCCUUAAGAAAGACUUGAAAUUGCCCGCCAAUAUUAUAGAAAAUAUAUCGAGCAUAAGUCCCAGCCUGACGGGUAAGAAGUCGAACGAGCUGAUCCAGGGCAGCCUGAGCAGCAUCAAAUCGGCGGCCAGUUCGCUGACCAAGAAGUUCGACGAGAUCAAGGGCGUGAUCUCGGCCAAUUCCACGCCGACGAAGACGAACAACGGGCACCAUCCGCAUGGCCUGCAUCAUCCGCACCACCACCACCACCAUCAUCAUCAUGCGCAGCACGGCAAUCCGGAGCAGGAGGAGCACGACGCCGCCGUCCACGAGGAGGGCAAGUUGCGGCGCGUCUCGAGCGACCUGGAUCCCUGGGGCAGGCUCAGUGAGUCACGCAAGUCCAGCUACAACAACCUGGUGCCGCUGGGCGAGAACAGCUCCACUGGUGCCCUCCACAUGCACGCCUUUCCCGCUCUGCCCGACAACCUCUACAGCCUCGUUGGCGAGAGCGCCUCGGAUCGUGACUGCGAUGUGCUGAUCCAGCUGACCACGUGUUCGCAGUGCCACAACUGCUCGGUGCUCGUCUACGACGAGGAGAUCAUGAGCGGCUGGACAGCGGAGGACUCCAACCUGAACACCACCUGCCACGCCUGCAACAAGCUCACGGUGCCCUUCCUCAGCGUCCAGAUCGAGCGACAGUCGGAGGAAUCGGAUCAGCCGGAUCUUCUGGAGAACGGCAAAGAGCAGCCAGCAGCAGCAGGAGCAGCCAACGGCACUAUCCACAAGUCCAGCUUGACCGUGCCGUAUCUAAACCCGCUGGUGCUUCGCAAGGAGCUGGAGAACAUACUUACCCAGGAGGGCGACAUCGCGCUGAUCAAGCCGGAGUUCGUCGAGGAGCACCCGAUCAUCUACUGGAACCUGCUCUGGCUGAUGGAGCGCAUCGAGGGCAAGACGCACCUGCCUGAGCUCUGUCUGCCCGUACCGAGCGACAAGGAGCACAUUGAUCCGCUGAGCAAGGUGAAGACGGUGCACAUCCAAUGCCUGUGGGACAACCUCAGUUUGCACACCGAGGCCAGUGGUCCGCCAAUGUACAUACUGUACAGGGAGACACAGCCGACGGAUCCGCUCAUCAAGGCGCUGCUCACUGACCAGGCGCAGCUCAACAAGAAUGUCAUUCAGCAAAUCAUUUCGGCCAUCCGGUGCAACGACUUCGCCACUCCCCUGAAGCGUUUGGCCAACGAGCGGCACAAGCUAAAGAACAACGGCGUGGAGCGAUCGCACUCGUUCUACCGCGACAUCCUCUUUCUGGCCCUGACCGCCAUCGGAAGGGCCAACGUGGACCUGGCCACAUUCCAUCGCGACUACGCGGCCGUGUUCGACAAGCUCACGGAGCGGGAGUGCAACAUGUACUAUCGCAACCAGGAUCUGCCGCCCUCCGCGUCGACGAUCUUCUGCCGCGCCUACUUCCGCCCACUCCUGCUGCCCUGACGCAGUGACUCCCAGCAGGAGGAGACGGGCGGCGAGGGAGGAGCAUCGCCAGGCGGUGCCGAAGAGGAGACAUGAUUUCCGGGAUGGGUAAAAACUUAAACUUAAAAGACAAGACGACCAAAAAAUUUCAUAACAAAAAGGAACGAAGGGAAAGUUUAACGACAACAAGACGCUUAUCACACACCCUAGGCCGAUUUUAUAGAUUGGGCAAUUAUAAACUAAUUUCUAUUAGAAAUCAAAGCUAUUAUUUACGUUAAAAAAUAAGAGGACGGUAUUUCGGAACUAUUCCUAGUAGGCUACAAAAAUAUAAUUGUUUUAAACGAAAAAUAUUUGGUUCGAAGUGUUCUUAGGUUUUCAAUAUAAUUGUUUUGAAUUGUCCUCAAUUUAUUUCUAUAGAAUUCAAAAGUUGUUAUACUUUUUUAACGAACUUCCCUAAAAAAAUUGACAUGUGUUAAAUUGUGAAAACAUGCAAAUGCGUUUGUAAAUGACUUGAUCUUACAUUUUAAGUACUUAACGAUUUUUCGCUGUUUAAACUUAAUCAAAAAAUAUACACACACAUUGAUGACUGUUUCUGUGACAAUACAUAAAUACGUUCAGACAGUGCGUUUCAUAGAUGUAACAGAAUCGAAAUUCUAAAAUGGAAAUGUUUAUUUUUCCCUAAUAUUUUGUACUUAUUCCCAACUUACUUAUUCUAAUAACUGCCUUAACUGAUACCGCUAAAUUUUCAUUAUUUUUCCCCCGUAUAAGGAAAUUCCUAGAGGAUAUUAAUUUUGUAUAGCCGAAACGCACUGUACUUACCCUCUUUGAAAACAAAAAGAAACCCAUAAGACGUGUAUUCCAAUUUUCAAUGACCCUCGUCAUAUUUGCCUUAUUAUAUAUAAUAUAACGAUACAUAUUUAUGUACAUAGAAAGCUAAA
This is a messenger RNA of Drosophila suzukii, 6472 nucleotides long. It is a transcript of the gene Crag, whose product is annotated as DENN domain-containing protein Crag. Gene Ontology annotation, cellular component: cytoplasmic vesicle. Gene Ontology annotation, biological process: regulation of Rab protein signal transduction. NCBI's taxonomy places the organism in Eukaryota, Metazoa, Arthropoda, Insecta, Diptera, Drosophilidae. The record is from RefSeq and is a predicted model, not a curated record.